Betta splendens (Siamese fighting fish) is the source of this 3268-nucleotide messenger RNA. RefSeq names its product CWF19 like cell cycle control factor 2 (gene cwf19l2). Lineage: Eukaryota; Metazoa; Chordata; Actinopteri; Anabantiformes; Osphronemidae. The transcript has 19 exons. The record is from RefSeq and is a predicted model, not a curated record. Gene Ontology annotation, biological process: mRNA splicing, via spliceosome. Gene Ontology annotation, cellular component: post-mRNA release spliceosomal complex. The coding region runs from base 62 to 2866 and encodes 934 amino acids.
CAACACUUGCCGUAAACUGCCGUAUUUUACGACGUCUCAUAAAAACAGUUACGACAGUGUCAUGGCGGCGUACGGAGCCAGUUUUGAGAGUUCAAACAGCAUUGAAGAAAGAAAGGAACGAAAACGGGAGGCACGCCAAGAGGCAUUGGAAAAGGCCAAAAAGCAGUAUGAAAAGGAAGAGAGGAGGAAGGAGCUGAAGAGGCAAAGAGGGGAGGACACUUGGAUGCUGCCUGAGAUCAACCAGAGGCUUCAGCAGUUGGAGGAUGAAGGUUCUGUGAAGAAAAAGAAGAAAAAGGAAAAGAAAUCUAAAAAGAAAAAGGAGAAGAAGGCCAAGAAGGAGAAGAAGACAGCAGAAAUAGGAAAUGGUUCUAGUGACAGUUCAGAGGACUCCGAGGCGGAGUGGGUUGAGGCUCAGCCUGAGGCACAAGCUACUAAACCCUGGCAGGUUCCCAAUGAUCCCAAACCUUCAGAGAGUGAUGACGGCACAGCCCAAAAGAGAGAUGAAUGGAUGACCUUUGACUUCCUGGCAAUGAAAACUACGUCCACAGGGGAGAGGAGAGCUGAGAAAGAGCGAAAGAAAGAGGAGGAGAGGGCAAAAGCUGAGGCCAUUGAACAGGCUGGUUUGCAUAAAUUGGAGCUAAAUCCGUACUGGAAGGAUGGAGGAACUGGUCUUCCCCCUGAGGAGGGUGGUGAUACUGCAGCAAAGAAAGGUGCUGUGGUGAAUGAUGGAGGUCUGAGCUGGCUAAGAAAGAGCUACCAGCGGAUGAAGGAGCAGGCAGAGAGGGAGCAGCGUAGCCUCAGUGAUGUAGUGGCUGAGCGCUAUGGGUCAAUGGAAGAGUUCCAGCAGAGACUUUCGGGGGCUGAAAAGGGUGCCCAGAGACAAAGAAGAGAAGGAGAAAGGAGAGAAGAGGAGGAGACCAGAAACAGAUGGAGGAGAAAAAACGAAGGCGAGGAAGACAGAGAUGGGUGGAGAAAAAACGAAAGACAUUCAUCACCUGCUGAAAGGGAGCGUUACCAUUCUGAAAGAGGUUAUCGAGGAAGAGAUGAGGAGGAGAGAAGCAGAGAUGGAGACAGGUGUAGAGAGAGGGAUAGAGACAGAGAUAGAGGAAAAAGAGAAAGGGAUGGGGGAAGACACAGUGACAGAAAUGAUGAAAGGGAUAGAGGUAGGGACAGAUACCGAGAGAAGGACAGGGGUGAAGACGGAGAGAGAAAUACAAAAAGUGAUCCACUCAGUGCUGUAUCAUCAUCAUAUGGGCAAAACUGGAGUGAUUCUGUCUCUGUUGGGUCAUUGAAGAGCCGGUUCCUCAAACCCUCAGAAGAUGAUGACAACGGUGUAGGGGAUCCACAACGUUCUGCACGGCCAUCUACAGGUUUCCAGAAACCCAGUUCCAAUGAUGAUGGUUUCACCGUUGGUCCCAGUAAAUCCAGUGUCCCAGCCUGGAAGAAACGCAGCAAACCCACCUGUCAGCCUGACAGUGUGGAGACACCCCUGCAAGAGAAAGGAAGUAAUGCUGGGGAAGCUGCGAGUGCUUCUCAAGAUAGUCUACAUCGUGCUGAAGCUAACACGACAUUGUCAAGAAGUGAGAGUGGUAGCGAAAGUGAGGAAGAGGAGGCUCCACUGCUGUCAGAAGAGGAGAUGAACAAACUGGGAGCCAAGCUGGUGAAAGCAGAGAUCAUGGGCUGUACGGCCAUGAUUGAGAAGCUAAAAUCUCAGUUGGAUGCAGCACACAAAGCCAAAGAGAGUCACGCGGCUCGAAGGAAGCUGCAAGAAACGGCUACGCCCAACCAGCUGCAGGGUCGCUCCACAGAGGACCAGGAUGUCCUGCUGUUUAGAACAGACCAUUCAGGCCGGGCCUGGCCAGUCAGGGCUCCGUCUGGAGCUCAAGAGCCGCAUGGAGGAAGACGGAAGAAAAAACUGGUUGAGACCCAUGUGGAUGGGCAGCGCGUGCGAUACUUCCAGGACGAUGACAAUGUUGGUCUGCAGGAAAUGGUUAGGAGGGAGAAGAUGAGCUCUGCACAGGACCAGAAUGCUCUGUAUUCUCGAAUGGCUGCCAAGAUGAUGGGGAAGACGGAUGGCGACAACUACACGCUGGAUGACAUGUUUGUGUCGAGUGCAGCGCAGCGGGAGGGUGAGGGGAGGGAGGAGGAGAGGAUGAGAAACAGAGCCAUCCAGGAGAGCAGGAGGCUGGCUGCCUCCAUGGACAAAUGCCAGCACUGCUUCAGCAGCCAAGAUCUCCAGAAGCAUCUCAUCGUGGCGAUAGGCAGCAAGGUGUACCUGAGCCUCCCCGCAGGGAUUUCAAUGACAGAGGGCCACUGUCUCAUCUGUCCUCUCCAGCAUCACUGCUCUGCCACUGGACUGGACGAAGAUGUUUGGUCAGAAAUGCAGCUGUUCCGGCGAACCUUGGUGCGCAUGUUUGAGUCCCAGGAGCUGGACUGUGUGUUCAUGGAAACACACAUGAACCCACGCAGAAGACUGCACAUGGUUCUGGAGUGCAUCCCACUGCCGCGAGAGCUCGGCGAUAUGGCGCCCAUAUACUUUAAGAAAGCGAUCAUGGAGUGCGAUGAGGAAUGGGCCAUGAACAAGAAGAUUGUCGACCUUUCUUCUAAAGACAUCCGCCAAGCUGUUCCUCGAGGUCUGCCCUACUUUGCUGUAGACUUUGGUCUACAGGGAGGGUUUGCUCAUGUCAUUGAAAAUGAACAGAAGUUUCCCCAUUACUUUGGCAAGGAAGUAGUAGGAGGCAUGAUGGACCUGGAGCCGCGGCGCUGGAGAAAGUUGAUAAGAGAGAACUUUGAUGAUCAGAGGAAGAAAGUUUUGCAGUUCGCACAGUGGUGGAAACCGUUUGACUGUACUAAACCUGAGAAUUAGGUCGGCACAUUGACAGAGGGAUUUUAGUAUUUGUAGAAACACACACACACACACACACACACAUACACACACUGUGGAUGAAUGGGGUCCAGACACAGCUACAUGUGCAUGUUUGAAGGUAGAAUUCCUGUUGGCAGUCAAAAUGUGACAUUUCACAUAAAAUGCAAAAUAUGUUUGAUUAAUAUGUAUUUGUUAUUUGUUUCUUAUUUGGCAUGUAAGAAAUUGUUGUUCUCUGGGAAUUCUGUGCCAAGCAAAUGGCCUUAAACCAGGUGGGCCUGUAUUCAGUCACAGAAUUAAGCUUUUGGAAGUCUGUAACAGUGAAUUGCCUUUUUUUAAUCCAAGUCAGCAUAAUGUAAUACAGACAGAUGGUUUUAUUGUUCAAUAAAACACUUGUUAGUCCUG